This is a messenger RNA of Globicephala melas (long-finned pilot whale), 8418 nucleotides long. It is a transcript of the gene KCNQ2, whose product is annotated as potassium voltage-gated channel subfamily Q member 2. Gene Ontology annotation, cellular component: membrane; voltage-gated potassium channel complex. Gene Ontology annotation, biological process: potassium ion transmembrane transport. The record is from RefSeq and is a predicted model, not a curated record. Lineage: Eukaryota; Metazoa; Chordata; Mammalia; Artiodactyla; Delphinidae. Gene Ontology annotation, molecular function: voltage-gated potassium channel activity.
CCCCGCGCGCCGCCCCCGCUGAGCCCGCGCCCGCCCGGGCGCCGCCCGGCACCAUGGUGCAGAAGUCUCGCAACGGCGGCGUGUACCCUGGCCCGAGCGGGGAGAAGAAGCUCAAGGUGGGCUUCGUGGGGCUGGACCCCGGCGCGCCCGACUCCACCCGAGACGGCGCGCUGCUCAUCGCCGGCUCCGAGGCCCCCAAGCGCGGCAGCAUCCUCAGUAAGCCGCGCGCGGGCGGCGCGGGCGCCGGGAAGCCCCCCAAGCGCAACGCCUUCUACCGCAAGCUGCAGAAUUUCCUCUACAACGUGUUGGAGCGGCCGCGCGGCUGGGCUUUCAUCUACCACGCCUACGUGUUCUUGCUGGUCUUCUCCUGCCUCGUGCUGUCUGUGUUCUCCACCAUCAAGGAGUACGAGAAGAGCUCGGAGGGCGCACUCUACAUCCUGGAAAUCGUGACCAUCGUGGUGUUCGGCGUGGAGUACUUCGUGCGGAUCUGGGCCGCGGGCUGCUGCUGCCGGUACCGCGGCUGGAGGGGGCGGCUCAAGUUUGCGCGGAAGCCCUUCUGUGUGAUCGACGUCAUGGUGCUCAUCGCGUCCAUCGCCGUGCUGGCCGCCGGCUCCCAGGGCAACGUCUUCGCCACGUCGGCGCUGCGCAGCCUGCGCUUCCUGCAGAUCCUGCGCAUGAUCCGGAUGGACCGGCGCGGCGGCACCUGGAAGCUGCUGGGCUCCGUGGUCUACGCGCACAGCAAGGAGCUGGUCACUGCCUGGUACAUCGGCUUCCUCUGCCUCAUCCUGGCCUCGUUUCUGGUGUACUUGGCGGAGAAGGGGGAGAACGAUCACUUUGAUACCUAUGCGGACGCGCUCUGGUGGGGCCUGAUCACCCUGACAACCAUUGGCUACGGGGACAAGUACCCCCAGACCUGGAACGGGAGGCUCCUGGCGGCAACCUUCACCCUCAUCGGCGUCUCCUUCUUCGCUCUUCCUGCUGGCAUCUUGGGGUCUGGCUUUGCCCUGAAAGUUCAAGAACAGCAUCGUCAGAAGCACUUUGAGAAGAGGCGGAACCCUGCGGCAGGCCUGAUCCAGUCUGCCUGGAGGUUCUACGCCACCAACCUGUCACGCACGGACCUGCACUCCACGUGGCAGUACUAUGAGCGCACGGUGACCGUCCCCAUGUACAGCUCGCAAACUCAAACCUACGGGGCCUCCAGACUGAUCCCGCCGCUGAACCAGUUAGAGCUGCUUCGGAACCUCAAGAGCAAAUCUGGACUCACCUUCAGGAAGGAGCCCCAGCCGGAACCAUCCCCAAGUAAAGGCAGACGGUGCACAGAGUCCCUGUGUGGAUGCUGCCCAGGACACGCUAGUCAGAAGGUCAGUUUGAAAGACCGUGUCUUCUCCAGCCCCCGCGGCGUGGCUGCCAAGGGCAAGGGGUCCCCUCAGGCCCAGACCGUCCGGCGGUCGCCCAGCGCCGACCAGAGCCUGGAGGACAGCCCAAGCAAGGUGCCCAAGAGCUGGAGCUUCGGGGAGCGCGGCCGCGCGCGGCAGGCCUUCCGCGCCAGGGGCGCCGCUUCCCGGCAGAACUCGGAAGAAGCAAGUCUCCCAGGGGAGGACAUUGUGGACGACAACAAGAGCUGCAACUGCGAGUUUGUGACGGAGGAUCUGACCCCGGGCCUCAAAGUCAGCAUCAGGGCCGUGUGUGUCAUGCGGUUCCUGGUGUCCAAGCGCAAGUUCAAGGAGAGCCUACGGCCCUACGACGUGAUGGACGUGAUUGAGCAGUACUCGGCCGGCCACCUGGACAUGCUAUCCCGCAUCAAAAACCUGCAGUCCAGGAUAGAUAUGAUUGUGGGCCCCCCACCCCCUUCAACUCCCCGGCACAAGAAGUACCCCACCAAAGGACCCACGGCCCCUCCGAGAGAGUCACCCCAGUACUCACCUAGAGUGGACCAGAUCGUGGGGCGAGGCCCGGCCAUAGCGGACAAAGACCGAGGCAAGGGCCCGGCUGAGGCAGAGCUGCCCGAGGACCCCAGCAUGAUGGGACGGCUGGGGAAGGUGGAGAAGCAGGUCCUGUCCAUGGAGAAGAAGCUGGAUUUCCUGGUGAACAUCUACACGCAGCGCAUGGGCGUCCCCCCGACGGAGACCGAGGCCUACUUCGGGGCCAAGGAGCCGGAGCCGGCGCCGCCAUACCACAGCCCCGAGGACAGCCGGGACCACGGCGGCAGGAACGGCUGCAUCAUCAAGCUCAUCCGCUCCACCAGCUCCAUGGGCCAGAAGAACUUCUCGGCGCCCCCCGCCGCGCCCCCCGCCCAGUGCCCGCCCUCCACCUCGUGGCAGCAGCAGUGCCACCCGCGCCAGGGCCACGGCACCUCACCCGUGGGGGACCACGGCUCGCUGGUGCGCAUCCCGCCGCCACCCACCCACGAGCGGUCCCUGUCCGCCUACAGCGGGGGCCACCGGGCCAGCACGGAGCUCCUGAGGUCGGAGGACGGCCCGGCCUGCAGGCCCCACGAGGGCGCCCUGCGGGACAGCGACACGUCCAUCUCCAUCCCGUCCGUAGACCACGAGGAGCUGGAACGCUCCUUCAGCGGCUUCAGCAUCUCCCAGUCCAAGGAGAAUCUGGACGCCCUCAACAGCUGCUACGCCGCCGCCGCGCCGUGCGCCAAAGUCAGGCCCUACAUUGCGGAGGGCGAGUCGGACACGGACUCGGACCUCUGCACCCCGUGCGGGCCCCCGCCGCGCUCUGCCACGGGCGAGGGCCCCUUCGGCGAUAUGGGCUGGGCCGGGCCACGGAAGUGAGGCCGCCCGCCGGCCUGCCCCUGACUCCUGGCCUCCCGGGCUCGAGGCGGACCCUCCGGGGCCCUUUGCUUAGAGUAGCGCAGCGCGGGUGCCCGUGUGGGGUGCCGGGCAGACGCGGCCCUUGGUCUCGCACUGGAGGUCGGCAGAAAUUCUUCUCCAGCGAGGGGCAGCCCGGCUGGCCGUGCCCACUCUGCAGACUCUGCAGACUAUUGGCCUGGGCGUGACAGAGGCCGGGGUCAAGGCUGAGGACGGGCCCCUGGCGGCUGGGUCGAGGCGUGGGCUGGGAGCGGGGCCGGGUGAGGGUGGCAGCGAGGGGCAGGCCUGUCUUGUGAGGAUCAGUGGCCUUGAGGCCUGGGUGGGCGGUGGCUGGCCCCUCGGGCGUGGCUUGUCUCCGCCCCCCCUUCCUGUCCUGCCCCAUCUGUCUUGGGUGCCCACCCAGAGCUUCUGGUCAGUGUCGCCCUCCUUCCUGUGGGUUCUGAGUGUCCUGUGAUGGGAGCCGGCCCCAAGUCCAGUAUCCUGGCCUGCAGGGGGCAGGGGGGCGAGGCUUGGGACCACCCCAGAGCAGAGCAACCCUCAGACCUCCCGAACCUGGCUCUUGUGGGGAGGGGCCCGCUCCACAGGCUCCUGGAAGGGGGCUCUUGGGGGCUCCCUUCUGGAUGUGGAAGAUGGCGGGUGUGCCCCCGUGUCCUCUCCCCUCUGCCCUGGCCGGGUGCUGGUCACCAGGCUGUGGCCAGCACUGCUAUAUGGACCUGCCUGUGGGGAGAGGUGCUGGGAGGCUGGGGCACUGCCCCACACUGGGCUUGUGCUCUGGGGUCCUGGGCCGGGCUGGUCAUGGUGAGCAGAUGUGCACGCUGUCCUCCCCUGGGGACCCUGCCUUGCCUGUCUCCCAUCAGCCCCUGACGGGGCCCGGGCUGGACAGUGCCGCAGCCGUCGGGGAAAUCUUCAGUAGGGCGACCCCCGCCGUCCAGAGGCCAAGGCAGCUCUGUCUUGUAGGCGUCUCUCCUGUCCCCGCGGAGCUGACCGUCCCCCACCUGCUCUCCUCCACUCACCGGCCCCUUGGCUGUGACCUCUUGCUGUCUUGGAGUCAGAGCUGCCCAUCCCCACCCUGUAUCCUGGGAAGCAGUGGCCCCCGUCAUUCCUAUCCCGGGCACCUGGGUCUGUAUCCUGGGAAGCAGUGGCCCCCGUCAUUCCUAUCCUGGGCACCUGGGUCUGUGGGGCAGCAGCUCUGAGCUGGGAUUCCAGCCCCAGGAGGCGGAGUGGACCCUGUCCUGGGCCCCCAGCUGUCAGUGCGCGGGGGCGUCUGGCAUUUGGGGUGACACACGGUUCAGGGAGAGCCUCGCUGUCUCCUCAGGGUGCUUGUGUCCGUCCUGGUCAGUGAGGGAAUCCGCUUGCUCUCUGGGAAGGACUUUGAAAGCAACAUCACGUGCCCCUGGCUGUCAGGGUCCUGACGCUCUGAGAUCUCUGGGGAGCAGUGUCUGCAGUAGCCUCUGUGCAUGGCCCCCGCCCUCGCCAGGACACCCAGGGUCCCACCUGUGUGCACCUCUCUGCUGGGGCUGCUGGCCAGGCGGCUGGAGGGCGGGCUGGGCCUAGUGCAGGAGGAUCCAGGCUCGGAGUCGGAAACCGUGGUGUGCACUCAGGGCCGCAGCACGAGGAUAUCCCUCUCUUCCAGCCUCCCGGGAGGGGUUGGUCGUGGAACCUUCCAUGUGGCCCCACCGGCCCCCUCCGCCCGGCGUGUCUGCUCCGUGCCCCCUCUCUUGUUCUCGAAGGCAAUGUUUCUCCACCUCAGACCCUCAGUGGUGAGAAAAGCCCCUCCCAGUGUGGUACUCGGUGUGGCUGGUGUGAAGGGGCCCCGGCGAGUGGCCGCUCCUCUGCGUGAGGUCUGAGCCCGCCUUCGCCCUCCUGCCGUGGGAGAGGGAGGCCCCAGCUGCAGGCCCCUGGGCCAAGCACGUGCACAUCCUGCCCAGCCCAGCCCCUGCUCUCUGGCCCUGGGAGAGUCAGGUCAGGCCGCCAGCAGCACGGACCCUCCCCUGUCGGAUCUCGGUGGCCGUGGGUGCUCGACCCUACUGGGAGGGGCCCUUGGCCACUGGAGAGAGUUUUGUGUCCUGUCCCACACGCUCCCUGUGCCGUGGGCCCCUGGUGACGGGAGGUGCCGGCCCAGACAUACCUCUUGUCCCCAGAGCUGCUGAGCCGGACGCAGGCCCCAAGGCCACUGCUGGGAGGGUCUCCGAGGUUGCAGCAGGAGGGGUUGAGGCUAGACUGUCAGACGUGCUGCACUUAGCAAGGGGGCUAAGCUAGCAAGGGGGCUGUGGCGUCUCCUCUGUGAAAUCGCGGCCCCUUGGAAGACAGGAGACCCAUGUCUCCGCUUGAGGGACGGUUUGGGGGGGCAGUUUUGGGAGAUGAUGGAGUAGAGGCUCCUUCUCAGGGGCCCCCAGACCCCGGCCCAAACAGUGCGUGAUCCUCCCAGCGUCCAUCCACUGCCCCGGGGUCCCCACCUUCAAGAAGUGUAGAAGGAAAGAAGCCGGGCGCUUUGGGAAGUUGGCGUGCUUGGGCACGCAUGUGACUGCCGAGGACCCGCCCUGCUCCUCAGCAGGUGUGGCGAACGUUUCCCAGGACAAGCAUUUUAGUUACUAGAGCACGCGCCGCCCCCCAGCCCCUGACACACGCCUGUGCUGACACUCACGCCUGUGAACGUGCAGCACACACGCACGCACACAUACCGCACAUGCUGGCACACAGAGUCAUGCACAUGCAUUCUCACCCCCCCGCCGCACAUGCACACCCCAUGCACGCACGCUCACACACCCAUGUGCACACCCACACCCACGCACGCACGCUCACACACCCAUGGGCGCACGCUCACAUCCCCCCACGCACGCACUCACACCCACGUGCGCGCACACACGUGCGCACACACCCCACACCCACGUGCGCACACUCACACCCACCCACACACCCACGCGUGCACACUCACACACCCACGCACACCCACUCACACAUCCACGCGCGCACAUACCCCCACAUGCGCACACACGCACGCUCACCCCCCCACGCACGCUCACACACCCACGUGUGCAGACACGUCGUCUGGCUCUGUGGCUCUGCCUGCUUUAAGCAGAGGAAUUAACGACUCUGGAGUUGCAGACAGUCCUGGGACGUUGAUCCCUGGGUCGCGGUUCCAGCUGUCCCAGGCCUCCGGGCAGUACCGGACACGGUCCACUCGAGCCCAUCCAGGUCCCCCCCGCCCCCCCCCUCAGCUGCCCUGGAGGCCGUGCAGGACGUCGGGUCAGCCAGAGACCAAGAGGUCCUGGCGUCCGCGGGCGUCCAGCUGUGACGCGGGGGCUCUGGCGCCUCCGUCUGCCCUCCUCAGCCAUGUGGCCCGGCCCCGGCCCCCUCUCCUUUCUCUGGCCCAACACCCCCUUCUUCUGUCUGCGUGACAGCGUGAGCUGUGACUGUCCUGGAGGAUGGAGGGACCUCAGCCAGGUGGCAGGGAGCUCCCUUCCGGGCCUGCCUGCCCGGCCCUUCCCCGUGGGAGACCACAGCGGCCCCACCUUCCUUUGGGGGUACUUGCCUGUGAGUCUGCAUCACGAGGGCCCCCCGGUGGGCCUGUAAUCGCCACGUGCAGCCCAGAGCAGAGGCACCGGCCAGGCGGCCGCUCACGGCUUUCACAGGUUGGUUGGUUUUAACUUCUCCAUUCCCUGGGCUUGUCCCCCGGUGGCCACUGAUCUGAGACGUAAACACGGGAGAGACGGGGGAAGCGUCCUGUUUUCUUCUGCUCCCCGCCCCGUGAGGCAGACGCCCCCGUCCGUGCUGUUUGUGGACAGAACGAGGCCCUGGGACAUCUCUGGAUGCUUCCGAAGGCCUGAAGGGUGGAGGCUGCGGGGAGGCCUUUGUAGGAAGCUUGUUUGUACUAUUUCACACUCGCCCCAAACGUAAAGAAGGUGCUGGGCGCUCGUGGAGGCAUCUGGCCCGGAUUUCCCGCUGCGAAGUCAAGAUUGGAUCUGCCCCCCCCGUCAGACCCUUGAAUAAGCAAGGUGUGAAGAGGGCUGGUUUGGCGGUAAGGACCCACCUGGAGGGUUUGGUGCACCUGCACCCAGGGAGUUCUGCACAGCAGGAGGGGCUUCGUGACCCCGUAACCCCCAGUGCACACUGGUUCCCGAUCAAACACUCCCUCCCUGGCCGGCGCUGUCCUGCGUGGUCCUCAGCUGCCCUCAGCAGUGGUGUGGACAGCCCUGCUCUCUGAGACCCCUGAGCAGACCUCCAGGCCGCCUGCUUGGAUACACGGACGUUCGGUGUGGGGCAGGGGGGCUGGGCUGCCUGCUUGUGGUGCCCAGGGGAGCCUGCGUGGCUGUCCCAGGACAGCUGCCUCCUGCGUUCCCGCCCCCAGGGGCGGGCUCCACUAGGGCCGCUCGCCACCAAGUGCCAAGUGGGAGAGACAACUAGAGAGAGCUUCCUGAAGGAGGCGGUGUGCUGGGAUCAGGGGCUCAUGCCUGCCUUCUCUCCAAGGGAUCUGGGAGAGCUGCUACGCAGGCCCGGACACUGUAGCCCCUGGAACCUGCCCCCCCUGAGUGGGUCCCACAGUUGGCUGAAUUCUGCUGUCUUGUAAGGGGUGGGGGCUGGCGGCAGACACCAGAGGAGGGGAUGCUGGGGAGAGGGGAGCUUAGGAAGCCGGUAGAGAGGAUGAGAAAGAGAUGCCCUCUGGGUCGGAGGAGGAGUUGGGUGGUCUCUUGUCUUGGACACUUGCAUGGGUGCCCCCGCCCGACAGAGGUGUGGCUGGAUGGCCCUGUCCAGAGACGCCCUCGGGACGGGCAGAUCAGGUGCCAGGAGAGGAGGGGACCCUCAUGGGGGGUUGUCCUCCGUCCUGGGGUUUCCAGGUGGGCGAGCGGACUUUGCCACAUGCCGCACGUGCAGCUCUGACUGGGUUUCAUAAAGUUCUUGCCUUAAUGCACGUUGAUGAAAAUUCACCAGGGUCACCCCCUGCCCCCUUGGCGUCCUCCAGGCACCGACACAGAACCCCGCUGCCUGUCUCCAUUCAGGAUCUGCAGGACCAUGUCCAUAGCUAGCGCAGCGUGGGCAGCGGGCCUCACGGCAUCACUCCUGCAGGGGCCCAGCCCACCCGCCCGCCCGGGGGUCCCUGUGCCCCCAUCCCACGCCGUCCUCACAGCCAUCGCCCGCCCUCCGGCCGCAAGGCGGCUGCAGUCCCCGACCUGCGCUGUUGCUUUGGCUGUCUUUGCACUUUUGUUCACGUUCACGCUCCAAAGAAUAUGUCAUGAUGCCUUCAGUGCUGACGAGCACCGUCUCACCAAGUCCCUGCAGCACAGCCGGGCCUCUUCUCCUGGGCGUGUCACACACACCCCUCCCGUGACAGGUGACGUGUGCGCUGUCCGUUUUCUAGGGACAGACGCCCAGGGAAAGAACUCUAGUUUUCUAUGGACCAGCCGAGAUUCUCACUCCACUCACUGUCAGGUUGACACUUGUGCCGCCAGGAGGGCCCAGUGCGGGUCUGCCCGGGGACUGCAGGUGUGGAAUCUGGCGGCAGGGACACAUGUGGAAAGUUCUGGAAAGCUCUACCGCCACGGGGACGAGUUUGGAUGCCCAGUGGACCUGUGCACUUAGUAAAACACAGUGAUUCAACCUG